Messenger RNA from Hippocampus comes (tiger tail seahorse), 2113 nucleotides. RefSeq names its product transmembrane protein 88 a (gene tmem88a). Lineage: Eukaryota; Metazoa; Chordata; Actinopteri; Syngnathiformes; Syngnathidae. Gene Ontology annotation, cellular component: plasma membrane. Gene Ontology annotation, molecular function: PDZ domain binding. The transcript is spliced from 4 exons. The record is from RefSeq and is a predicted model, not a curated record. The coding region runs from base 469 to 1059 and encodes 196 amino acids.
CCAGACACCAGCCCACUAGGCUUCUCGUGCUCAGGAUACGCGUGCGCACGCACGCACGCACGCACACACGCACUCAAUCAUAUCUCAAGCUGGAGUCAGACUGAGGAAACAGAAUGCCAGGGAAGGAAGCGUUGAAGUCAGGGGGAAAGCAGAUUUCUCCUCAAGUCGACACAGCACCUUUUCUCUGAGAGGGCAGAGGAUCUUCAGAGUUGCGACACCCAAGAAGAUUAAGUAGUUGCUACUUCACAAAACGGAAACAAAAGUACCAUUUUAGAUUCAGUUCAUUCGACGCCUUUCCGAGGAUAUCAUCAACCACUGGAACGGGAAUUCCACAGAAGACAUUCAUCAGGAGGAAAUUCUUGAAAUUCUCUUCAUCCCUGACUUUGCACCUCUCCAACUUUAGGUCCCUUCAGUUUCUGUGGUAUCAAAGUGCCGGAGAACACAUCAACGGGUUCGAUUCCACGAAACAUGAGUCUGUCACGAAACGGCACAUUGGAGAAGACAUCGGAGCCGCCCCACUCUGAACCCAGCUCCCCCUCAAGAGGGGCCGGGGCGGUGGUGCCCCCACCGUACUCCACGGGAGGGAGCGAUGGCCCCGACCCCCCACUGGAGUUGAGGGGCUCUCUGGAUUGCUGGGCCUGCUCCGUCCUGGUCACGGCUCAGAAUCUGAUCAUCGCGGCAAUAAACGGCUUGUUGGCCGGCAUCGUGUUUGGCACCAUCCUCACCCCAGCGCUCGUCAUGAUUAUAUUUGGCUUCCUCUGCCACUCUACGGUGCAGCCGCAUGGUACCUCAGUGUACUGUUCAGACCUGCUGGACGAUGCGGGCUGUGUUGCGCUGCUGGUCGUCGGCUUUCUCCUGCUCACGCCUCUGCUGGUCCUAGCCCUGGCUGCAUUCUGUCGCCUGGCUCGCCACCUCCAACUGGGCAUGUGCUUCAUUCCUUACAGCAGGGCCGUGUACAAGAACCUACCACCCGCUCGCAGCAGGGAUGCCGGAGUGGCCGGCUGCUGUGGAAUGCCCGAAGCUUCGGAGACGGAGGGGAAGGGCAGCGUUUGGGUGUGAUGAGAAGUGACCUCUGAGACCGAGGUUUGAUUUUUUAUUUUUUUUUUUAAUGUAGGCUAUCCCUGCUUAAUGAAGUGGGUCAUCGUUUUUUUAAUCGGUUGUAACACUCGAUCCACUACAGUUCGUCAUUGCAAAUGGAUGAUUAGCUAAAAGAUUUGUAUACUAUUUCUGUAUUUUAUAAGCUAUUUUUUCCAAUAAAACCUUACUCUGAUGUCCAGACUUAUAUUGAAUUGACAGUGUAUAAAAAGUGGAGAAAAGAUGUAUUCUACUGUUGUAAUAGACUAUGAGUAGAAAACGAAAUUGCAUAUACCCUAUGUUCAAGCGGCGUCAAAUGACAACAUUGUUUGCAAAAAUGCGCAUGUCCAACAUGCUAACGGUGGACAUAUUUUCAUUGAAAUUGAAUUUGACAAGAAAUUGGCAUGUUGACACCAUACAUGAUGUAUUCAUCACAAAUCAUUCUUGUUGCCAAUAACACUUCUCCUAAAUAAGGCCAUGGAGGGGAAUAUCUUGCUUCCCUGAAACUGUUGCCUAUAACACGUCAUGGUUCACAUUCCUCCAUGUCAUUGCUAGCCCACUGCCUUUUUAUUUUUUUUUGGCCUUUCCAGGUCGCCAACUUUGGUUUUUUUUUUUACUUUUUUUUUCAUGUCAUCCAUGGAGGUUUAAAAACUUAACAAGCCUACUUUUGACGCAGUAAGCUGUAAAAUAUAGAUACUGGUUUUCAUAUAAGAAGUUCAAGCAAAAAGUCAAAAGGGAAUACACAAUACAAGUAAAUAUAACCUUAAAAUUCUACUUCGGCACUGUUACAAAGUACGGAAUUACUUCUUACGGCUGACUAUUUAUUUCUUUAACAUUGUGACUGUAGCUUGCACUGGUGUCCAACUCCACUGAACCAUCAUUCACUUUUUUACUAAAACUGGAACAUCUCGCCCAUUGAUUGUUGGAAAUUGAAACGGUAAGUUAUGACGCAAAAUCUGUUUGUUUUUUUUACUUUUACGGCCACUAGAUGUGCUCCUAAAACUUGACGUGUGUCGUCCCCAGACUCCUCAUGGUGGGG